AUGGCCGUCCUCCCGACCCGCACGUGCGACAACGAGCCGACUCCCAUUGGCCCCAUGAAGACCGCAGAGACGCAACUGAUUGAAGCAGUGGCCCUGCAGCCCGUGCCCGACAACGAAGUGGUACCGGUGAAAUCCAAACGCCUCUCGAGCGUCACCGUCGCCAGCAGCGAAGGCGACGAGUCCGGAAGCCGCCAGCGCGACGCGCGCGAGUACGUGCUCCAGUACGUGUCGAGCCAUCCGGAGCUGCUGCCGGCCAAGACCCACUUUCGCCGCGCGACGACGGUCGCCGUGCCCGCUCCAGGGCUCCAGCUGAAGUACGACACGUCCGAGCACACUGGAGACGGCAGUAGCAGUAGCCGUGCGAGCAGUGACAAGGCGAGAGCGAUGCCACACUUGCGGUCCAAGAGCUGGACCGGGGACCCGCGUCGCGACGCGGCACUCGAAGCAAUUGAGCACCGUCAGGUGCGCUUUCGCUUCUCGACGGCUGCGUCGGCGCGCGAAGUCGUGCGGGAAAUGUACUCGCACCGCCUUCGGGAGUUUCCCGCCGCGUGCGUCCUGACGGCGUCGAUGGAGAUGCAAGUGGGCUCGGUCUGGCGCAAGAUGCAGGUGGACGUGGACCACGACGGCGUCAACUGCCAACGGGUGUCGCUGUUCCGGAAGACGACAAAGGUGUUCCAGAUCGCCAAAGACGAUUUGAUUGCUGCGGCGCUUGCGCCGGAGAACGACAAGUGGGUGGUGGUGCACUACAUGCUGCCAGGCAAAGGCAAGGACCACAACCGCCUCUUGCGUCGGUACCGCGUGGUGACAUUGCGCUUUGAGGACGCUGCAAUGGCUGCGAACUUUGUGGCUUCGGUGCAGUUGUUUGUACAGUGGAUGGCGCGCGUGCCGGAGAAAGCGACGCGUCGGAUAAAAGUGGUGGUGAACCCACACUCGGGCAAACGUCGUGGUCGCAAGAUUUGGGAGUACUGGAAACCGCUGCUGGAGCUCGCCGACAUCCAGUGCGACGUGGAAGAGACGCAAUACAGUGGCCAUGCGCGCGACAUUGGGGCUACGUUCGACUUGGAGAUGAAGUACGAGGCCAUUAUCUUUGUCGGCGGCGACGGGACGGUAAACGAGUUCAUGAACGGUGUGUUUACGCGCGAAGAGAGUGUGUGGCGUGCAUUGGUGGCCACGACGCCAGUAUCGCUGAUCUGUGCUGGCACCGACAACGCUUUUGGUAAGGGUGUAGGCACGCCCACGCACGCAUCGUCCGUGUAUUGUAUCAUCAAGCGAAAGAUUCGACCACUGGACGUGAUGGCCGUCGAGGCGAACAAUGAAGACGGCACCACUCGCCUGGGGUUUGCCUGCACGGGUGUGAGCUACGGCAUUGGCUCGGACAUUGCGGUGGAGUCGGAAGCGACGCGAUGGCUUGGCGUAUACCGCUACUUCUACCUCAAGGUCAAGCGCGGCCUGAUUGCGCCGCACAAGCACGAGGCCAAGAUCAGCUACAUUUUGUCGGACAACACACCCGUGCACCCCGAGACGGGCGAGCAGGUCUUGCGCACGUACUACGAGAUCAAGGACGACACGGCCGUGGACCAGCACCACGUGGAGCUCUGUAGUAUCUACGAAGACUCCGACCCGGCGGCCAAGCAGUGGACGGGCGACGCCGAGUCCAUCUUUCGCCCUGCUCGGGAGGAAAAGUACGAUGGUCAGUGGCAGAGCUUUACAGCGGACUUGACGUCUGCUGGUGGGUCGAAUGUCUACUUUGAAACGAAGUACGCGCAUCCGUCGGACGGCAACAUUGACUUGAUCUACUCGCGCAAGGGCAACGUCGCGCAGACAGCGGAGAUCGCAGUGCGCUACUUGACCAACACAUUCCUGACGUCGGAGCUGGUGGGCUACUACAAGGUGAAGGCGAUUGUGAUUGAGCCGAUCACAGAGAAGGUGCUGAACGUGGACGGCGAAGUGUUUGCUGGCGCCGGUGCGUUCCGCGUCGAAGUGGUCCCGCAGCUGCUGUGCGUGCUGUCGGAAAAGUAA
This is a messenger RNA of Hyaloperonospora brassicae, 2019 nucleotides long. The record is from the annotation of a GenBank genome assembly. Lineage: Eukaryota; Oomycota; Peronosporomycetes; Peronosporales; Peronosporaceae.